Meleagris gallopavo (turkey) is the source of this 1845-nucleotide messenger RNA. It is a transcript of the gene FADD, whose product is annotated as Fas associated via death domain. Gene Ontology annotation, biological process: regulation of apoptotic process; extrinsic apoptotic signaling pathway; positive regulation of innate immune response. Gene Ontology annotation, cellular component: CD95 death-inducing signaling complex. The record is from RefSeq and is a predicted model, not a curated record. Lineage: Eukaryota; Metazoa; Chordata; Aves; Galliformes; Phasianidae. Gene Ontology annotation, molecular function: death receptor binding; caspase binding.
CCGCCAUAGCGGGGCCGGGCCGGGCGGGGUUUCGUGUUUCCGCGGUAGCACUGCGGAAGCGCCAGUGAAAUCCGCCGCCGGCCCAUUCUGGAAGCCCGUGCCUCUCUUGGUGUCGGCUGUGCUGUAGGCCUGAGCCCCAUGGAUCCCUUUCUGGCUCUGCUGAAUUCUUUGUCCGCCUGUCUGUCUGACAGCGAGCUGCGCGACCUGAAGUUUCUGUGCCAGGACAAAAUUGGGAAAAGGAAGCUGGAGUCUGUCCAGAGCUUCAGGGAGCUCUGCAACUUCCUCAUGGAGCAGCAGCUGAUUUCAAGGCACAAUGUAGACUUGCUUAAAAGCAUGUUUAAGAGCAUUAAAAGAGAAGACUUGAUCUUACGGCUGGAGCAUUUCAUAGAGGAGGAAGAAGCCAGCGCUCCUGAUGAGUGGCCUGACAUGAAGGAAAGACGUUUGCAGAAGGUAGUUAUCGAAGUUAUAUGCGAAAACGUUGGGAGAGACUGGAAAAAGCUGAUGCGAAAACUUGACCUUUCUGAAGUGAAAAUAGAGAGAAUAGAAGUAGCCAAACCACGUGAUUUGCAGGAGCAAUUGGCUCAGUCACUUCGAGAGUGGCAGAAAUUUAAGGGCAAAGAUGCAAAGGUGACUGACCUAAUAAAGGCUCUUCGAGACUGUAAUAUGAAUUUAGUGGCAGACAUAGCUGAACAGAAGCUCUCACGUCUGAACACAGAAAACAUGUGAAAUGAAGAGAAGAACACUUUCACAUCACAGAUGCAAAUGAAGAAAGAAGCAAAAGUGCCUUUUGAUCAUCUGAACCCAAAUCACUGUCAUUGGCUCUGUUAAUUCUGCCAUUAAUUUGUGUGACUUAAAAUUAAUAGAUUAGUUAUAACCUGAUCUGAAAUUAAUGUGAAAACAAAUCCUUCCUUUCAGGCAAUGCUUUGCAGUUGGUGCUUCCUUUAAGACAUUUUAAAUUUUAGAAUACAAAUACUCCACUUUUCAGAAGUUCUGAGACUUUAGUUUUGCCUCCCACCUGAAAAUAAGGUAUGCUUUAUUGCAGAUUCCUCACAAGUGCCUUGUCUGUAAUUACAUCCAUGGGACACUUCUGAGGGAACUGAAAAUUUCAUUAGGAGGUUGAAAUAUUCAUAUAUAUACAUACACUUUUUAAGUGAUCUGUUUGUAACUAGUGUGAAAGGGGGAAGGAGACUGAGCUCUUAGCUAUGUAGUGAGUCUUCUCUUUGUUUUGAGUAGCAUAAGGUAAUAUCUUCCAUAAUUUUUGAACACCUUUGCUAUCAGUAAAAGAAUACAAAGAAAACUGCAACCUCAGUCUGUAAGGCAUCAGUGCAAUAGGACUCACAACUACUGUAGUGUUUUUUUUAGCAAAAAAUGUGCCUGGAUUGAGAAACAAGCUUGUUGAAAUUAAUUAUCAAGUGCCCUUAUACACAGAAUCACAGAAUAGUUUAGGUUGGAGGGUGCCUCUGGAGGUUAUAUGGUCCAACUGUGCUGCUGAAGCACAAGUACAUAGGGCAGGCUGCCCAAUACCAUGCCCAGGCAACAUUCCAGAGAAAAGAUACCACGACUUCUCUGGACAUCCUGUGCCAAUGCUCUGUCGCCUGCACAGUACAGAAGUGAUUCCAGAUUCUCAGGUGGAAAACAUCAUCCUGAGAGUGAUGUUCUCCUGGAACUGUCAAAGAAAUGGUUACCUUACGGAUGUAAGGCAGACUUUUUUCAUUGCAUUGAAUUUUUAAAGAUUUUUCUAAAGCUAGUAAUCUCAUAAUCCAUAUCAGGGAGUCUGGUCAUGUCUGCUGGAUGCUGCAGCUCACCUCAUCAGUCAGCUAUAGUUAUCUGUGGUCUUGGUUUAAA